AUGGAGGCACACUCCUUGAUCGAGCCAAACUCAUGGGUCGCCUUGCGGCUUCCUAAUGGGACCAAUCGUCUUCUGCAGAUCGUCCCCAAUAUGAUGAUCUCGCUUGGCAGAUACGGAUCUUUCCCCAGCAAUCUAAUUAUACACCGUCCGUACCACCUCACUUAUGAGCUCAGCGAGAAGAGCCCAUCCAGCGACGCUUUCACACGCCUGCGCGUUGUGCCCGCCUCCGAGCUGCAUGCCGACGUCCUCGCCGAAGAAGAUGCAGCGGCCUCAUCAUCAUCUACAAUGGACAGCGCCGCCCCGGAAGAGGCCAUAAUAUCUGCCACCGACGGUAUCGAGUAUAGCCUGGUCGACAAUGAGACUGGCGCCGUAGUUGUGCGGUCCAACCGUGAGAUCAUUGACGACAACGCCCGGCAGACCUUGACGUGGCAGGAGAUCGAGGCCCUUAAACGCGAUGGCACAGAUUCCGGCAAGGAUUUGAUUGCGAAGCUCAUGCUGUCACACACCGGCAUGGACCAAAAGACGACUUUCAGCAUGGCAAAGUACAAGCUACUGAAAGAGAAGAAGUUCCUGCGCAGAUUCACAGUGCUGCCACUCGACGUGAGCAACUUCGGGAGCUAUGCGCUGUACGAGAGGGACGCCAACAAGAUCUUGGAGAUGAGGGAGGAGAUGGUUGGCCUCUUGGGCUGCUGGGCCAACGUCCACUAUAGUAGCGCGGAUCACGAUGAGCUUGAUGCACCCGAGACGCCGGCAAAGACGGAGCAGGAGGAGAUGGACGAGAUCAAAAAGCCGAAACAACCUGAGGGGACGAGAUACCUGGUGGUGGACGACACGGGUGGGUUCCUGGUUGCUGCACUCGCCGAGCGCAUGGGAGUCCUGUACCCAAAGACGGAGGAAGAGAAGGAGGCCAACGGGCUGCUGCAAACCCAAGACAGCCACAACGAGGCCCCGGCCCCCAAGGCGCCUCUGGCCGAGGACACUGUCAUGGCCAACACACAGGGUGAAACUCAGCAAGAGUUGACGGCUGCCGUCAAACGAGACCACGAUGGGAAUCCAAAGGACGAACAGAAGCCGAGGAAACGCACAGUACAACGGAAACCCGAUUUCCACAUCCCAUUUGCGACCACCAACACCAUGACUCUAGUCCAUACCAACGGACAGCCCAAUCUUACAGCCCUGAACUAUUGGGGUUACGACAGCACGAAUCCCAACCACCCACCGCAUCCUUUACUCAACCAUUUACUGCCCCUCAGCUGGCUGCAGCUCCUAGAGCCCGAAUUGGACACCGUCUACGCGACCGAGCCCGCCGUCAAGACUGCCGACGAGGUAGCAUCGUGGAAACCCAAUCGCCGGGGCAACUACCAUCGCAAGCGGAGAAGGUGGGCUCGCACACGGUACAUCGCCGACACGGCUCGCGCAGGUGGCUUCAGCGGGCUGGUGAUGGCCAGUGUCAUGGAACCCAUCUCAGUACUGCGGGCCCUGCUGCCUCUGGUGGCUAGCGGCGCACCGGUCGCCAUCUACAGCCCGCACGUGGAGCCCCUGGCCCAGCUGGCCGACUGCUUCAGCGUUGCGCGGCGAGUGGCGUUCAUGGCGCAGCCUGAAGUCACGGGGGGUAGGACGGCGGAGGAGCUGGAGCGGUGGGAGGGCACGGACGACUUCCCGCUCAACCCAUCGCUCCUGCUCGGCGUGCAGCUGCACACGAGCCGCGGCAGGAAGUGGCAGGUCCUGCCCGGGCGGACGCACCCUGUCAUGACGGCCAAGGGCGGCGCCGAGGGCUACGUGCUGACCGGCUGGAAGGCGAGACCAGCCGAGGGGAGGAUCGCCGCGAGGGGCAAGUUCCAGAAGAAGGGGAGGUCUGCGGGCAUCGGUACGGCCGAGGGCACGCCUUCUGCCGAGGCCGCGACCGGGACCGCAACACCUACGAGCGCGGAGGCCUAG
Messenger RNA from Diaporthe batatas, 1938 nucleotides. RefSeq lists its product as uncharacterized. NCBI's taxonomy places the organism in Eukaryota, Fungi, Ascomycota, Sordariomycetes, Diaporthales, Diaporthaceae. Gene Ontology annotation, biological process: tRNA methylation. The record is from RefSeq and is a predicted model, not a curated record. Gene Ontology annotation, cellular component: nucleus; tRNA (m1A) methyltransferase complex. Bases 1 to 1938 code for a protein of 645 amino acids. The transcript is spliced from 2 exons.